Messenger RNA from Fibroporia radiculosa, 99 nucleotides. RefSeq lists its product as uncharacterized. The coding region runs from base 1 to 99 and encodes 32 amino acids. Lineage: Eukaryota; Fungi; Basidiomycota; Agaricomycetes; Polyporales; Fibroporiaceae. The transcript is spliced from 2 exons. The record is from RefSeq and is a predicted model, not a curated record.
AUGAAACACGAUGAGAAGGAUGGAUCCAAGGAUUCUUCCAAUGAGGAAGGGGUAGCCGAAGAAUAUAUUCAGGCUAUAUCCUCCAAGAAGGAUUUUUAA